This is a messenger RNA of Esox lucius (northern pike), 3226 nucleotides long. Its product is annotated as cystathionine beta-synthase-like protein. The coding region runs from base 145 to 2022 and encodes 625 amino acids. The transcript is spliced from 14 exons. Gene Ontology annotation, molecular function: cystathionine beta-synthase activity; cysteine synthase activity. NCBI's taxonomy places the organism in Eukaryota, Metazoa, Chordata, Actinopteri, Esociformes, Esocidae. The record is from RefSeq and is a predicted model, not a curated record. Gene Ontology annotation, cellular component: cytoplasm.
GAUUGGGCGGUGUUGUGGUUCUUUAAAGCGUGUUACCGCUAGCCCAGUCGCUAUCGGUGUUCGGUCGUCUUUGUAAUUAGAUCGCAGACCAGUAUAGUACUGUACAUCAUAUUACAACUACGUACAUAAGGUCAAAGUUGAGCUAUGCCCGUGGUCCCCUCCAUCACCGACUCCUCGGGUCCGGUGCCUUCUGUUUGCCCCCACUCAGCCAAGCUCCACCACAGCGAUGCCAAGGCCAACAGAGGGACUGUCAUUUUGAAUGAGGGGUCCGAUGAGAACGGAAAAGCCAUGUUGAAUGGCAAGAAACGUUCCAUGAGUGGAUCGGCUCAGGUGAAAAGUGAAAGGGCUGCUCCAAAGUCGGGCCAAGUGGGUGGGGAUGAGGGGGAGAAUGACCUGGAGAACACGGUCACAGACGUGGAGGAGAGGCAGUGGAUCCGUCCUGACCUACCCAGCAGAUGCACCUGGAAACUGGGUGGGUCUUCUGCAGAGUCCCCUCAUUCCCACCUGGCACGGACUAAAACCCCCAGUAUUCUACCAAACGUCCUGGCAAGGAUUGGAGACACACCACUCAUCCACAUGAACAAAAUACCCAAAAUGUUCGGUCUCAAGUGUGAACUCUUGGCUAAGUGUGAAUUCUUCAACGCCGGGGGCAGUGUGAAAGACCGUAUCAGUUUGAGGAUGGUGGAGGAUGCAGAGAGAGAUGGCCUCAUCCAACCAGGAGACACCAUUAUCGAGCCCACCUCUGGCAACACAGGGAUUGGUCUGGCCCUGGCUUCUGCAGUUAAAGGCUAUCGCUGCAUCAUCGUCAUGCCAGAGAAGAUGAGCAUGGAGAAGGUGGAUGUGCUGAGGGCACUGGGGGCUGAGAUCGUUCGUACCCCCACCUCCGCACGUUUUGAUUCGCCAGAGUCUCAUGUGGGUGUGGCCUGGCAGCUGAAAAACGAGAUCCCCAAUGCUCACAUCCUGGACCAGUACCGUAACCCUAGCAACCCUCUGGCACACUACGACACCACAGCGGAGGAAAUCCUUGAGCAGUGUGACGGGAAGGUGGACAUGUUGGUAGCAGGAGCUGGCACAGGUGGCACCAUCACUGGUAUUGCCCGCAAGCUGAAGGAGAGAUGCCCCAACAUUAAGAUUGUGGGUGUGGACCCUGAAGGUUCUGUUUUGGCUGAGCCAGAGGAGUUGAACAAGACCGAUAAGACCCAGUACGAGGUGGAGGGGAUUGGAUAUGACUUUAUCCCCACUGUGUUGGACAGAUCUGUGGUUGACAUGUGGUAUAAAUCCAAUGAUGAGGAGUCCUUUGCUAUGUCACGCAUGCUAAUCAGGGAGGAGGGGCUUCUUUGUGGAGGUAGUUCUGGCACCGCCAUGGCCGCAGCAGUUAAAGUGGCCAUGGAGCUGAAGGAGGGACAGCGCUGUGUGGUCAUCCUUCCAGACUCCAUCCGCAACUACAUGUCCAAGUUCCUCAGCGACAAGUGGAUGUGUGAUAAGGGCUUUCUAACUCCAGAAGACCUGAUGCAGUCCAAACCCUGGUGGUGGAAUGUGACUCUGCAGGGCCUGAACCUGUCUGCUCCUCUAACCGUACUCCCCUCGGUCAACAUCAAGAAGACCAUCAACAUCCUCAAGGAGAAAGCUUUCGACCAGGCACCUGUUGUUGAUGAGUCUGGCAUGAUUCUAGGGAUGGUUACCCUGGGCAACAUGUUGUCUUCAGUGCUGGCUGGAAAGGUCAAGGCCUCUGACCCUGUUUCCAAGGUGCUCUACAAACAAUUCAAACAGGUGCGACUUACAGAUAACCUGGGAAAGCUGUCCCGUAUCCUGGAGACGGAUCACUUUGCUCUGGUGGUACAUGAGCAGAUCCAGUAUGUGGCUGAAGGUGUCCCCUGUCUGAGACAGAUGGUGUUCGGAGUUGUGACAGCUAUCGACAUGCUCAACUACAUCACCACACGCGAAAGGCGAGAGAGCACACGGGAGCGCACGUUGUCCGAGUGCUCGAUUACGUCUGAGUGCUCACUAACGGACGAGCUGUGACUUCCUGUUUCCUAUGCGGAGGAGGAAGUGACCGCCAGCUUGCUAGUACAAAUCCUCUGAGCAACAAUAAUGAAGAGGAAGACUUAGGUGAUGAGUACCUGUUGGAGUGGUGGGGGUUGAGGUUAAGUCUUACAGAGUUGUAAGGUUAUGAUGAUGAUGUAGUAGUCUAUGCUGCGGUUUAUGUAGCUUAGCUAAAAUGAAUGUAUACAAAUACAUGUAAUGUAGUAACUAGAGGCCUUUCCAUUGGCUGCAUUCUUCAGCAUUGCCUCUUCAUUAUUGGUCUUGAAAGUAAAUUUACUACUUUAAUAUCUAAGGUCAAAUUAAAAAUAUUCCUUUUUGUUUUUCAGGGUACAAAAAAACCAUUAGAAACUGCUUGCUACACUAGCAGCUCAGCACACUGGAAUCUGUCAGCUAAAUAGUCAUCAUAUAGCUUACCACUGUGAAAUGUAUUAAGAUUCCCAUCUAUCUAAUUCUUGGCUGUUUGGUUGAUAACUUCAGAGUUACAUCACCAUCUAGUGACAAGGAAAGACAACCUAAAUGUGAAAAUGUUUGUUUUUAGAUCUGAAAUAGACACCUAUUCAGCAUAGAAAAUAAGAAAUGUUACAUGACAAUAUUCGGACUGCAUGGGCGAAAGGAUGCACCUCUAUUGUCUUCUGUUGGAAAGGUUUGGCUUACAGGAUAGGUGGGUUUGACACAAACCAAUCUGCAUCCCAAUCACGAUUUGUGUUGUCUUUUUUUUUUUUUUCUUGUAUUGAGACAAGACAUAUUUAGUAGUUGGGUGGGGAGAGUAUUUAAAGCUUAGAGUCCCUCAUAGUACAAGUCUUUUAUGCAGGCCUGUCUGUCUGGGCCAGUUGGGGUUGGGCUGUUGGAACUGUUGCUAUUUAUCUGUGCUUUUUGACUCGAUAUACAAUCAUUCAUGUACUAUAUUAUGUAAGGUAUGAUCAUUGAUGAAUAGCUGUUGUAAUCUAUUCCACAUUAGCAAGGAGGAAUGUGAACGUGAUUGACUUGUUCCUAAAAUGCUCCGGUAUUUACAUGAAGUGGAGCAUGUGGUUGAAGUUGCACAGUGAUAUUUGAAUGAUUUUCCCAUCUUCAUUUUCAGCGUGGCUCUGGGUUCAGCUGUUCAUAAAAAAAAAAUCUUGAUUUUCUGAUAAAUAUUGUUUUGUGAUGGUAUUACCAUUUUCCAUUAAAGGCUUGUUAAUUUUCC